Molecule: messenger RNA, 7574 nt
Organism: Doryrhamphus excisus (bluestripe pipefish)
Lineage: Eukaryota; Metazoa; Chordata; Actinopteri; Syngnathiformes; Syngnathidae
Gene: arhgap5
Product: Rho GTPase activating protein 5
Biological process (GO): Rho protein signal transduction; regulation of cell size
Cellular component (GO): cytosol
Molecular function (GO): GTPase activator activity; GTPase activity; GTP binding
Source: RefSeq, a predicted model, not a curated record
UACUGGCUGCUUGUACGCAGAGCAACACAUUCCUCUCCCGGAGCACCAAAACACAACCUUAGUCGUCACAUCGCGGCAGACGUCACCUUCACUCGGACCGAGCAGCCUCCGGGACGCCACAGGACUUGUAUGGUGGAUGUUGCCAAGGACUUUUCUGCGUUUUUCAUGAGGGACUGCCCGCUGCUCUUCUCCGCGGUAUGUGGACGUGGGAGCGACCAUGUUCCUCCUAGGCAGGUGAUAAGAGGCGAAGCCGGCUGCUCUAUCCCAGCUCCAGGAACACCCAGGAUAGAACCGGAAAGUGGGUCUCUCCACGAGCUGAAGGAGAAUCUGAAGAUGACCGUGCCGCCGUACCACUGACGAGCAGGACUGGAAUGAUAUCGUGACCUUCUUUUUUCCUGGAAGCAAGUCAGCGAUGAGCGGGGGGAUAUAAUGGCCAAGAACAAGGAUGCACGCCCCCCGACGUUUGCUGUCAGCGUGGUCGGCCUCUCCGGGACGGAGAAGGAGAAGGGAAACUGCGGCGUGGGGAAGUCCUGCCUGUGCAAUAGAUACAUACGUCCCGACGCGGACAACUACUUCUCUGAGCACACCUCAGUGCUGAGCACAAUCGACUUUGGGGGGCGCGUGGUGAACAAUGACCACUUCCUGUACUGGGGCGAGGUUCCCCACAGAGGAGACGAGGGACUGGAUUGUAAAAUCCAAGUCAUCGAGCAGACGGAGUUCAUCGAUGAUCAGACGUUUCUUCCACACCGGAGCACCAACCUGCAGCCGUACACCAAACGGGCGGCAGCCACCAAGCUUCAGUCUGCAGAGAAGCUCAUGUACAUCUGCACCGACCAGCUGGGCUUGGAGCAGGACUUUGACCAGAAGCAAAUGCCCGAUGGAAAGCUGAACAUCGACGGCUUUGUGCUCUGCAUAGACGUCAGCAAAGGCUGCAACAGAAAGUUUGACGACCAGAUGAAGUUUGUCAACAGCCUCUACUCCCAAAUUGUAAAGUCAAAGAAGCCCAUCGUGGUCGCUGCCACAAAAUGUGACGAGCUGGUGGAGCAGCAUCUGAGGGACCUUCAGACUUUUGUUGCCAGCAAGAAAAACGUACUUCUCGUUGAGACGUCAGCACGAGCUAACGUCAACGUGGAGCUCUGCUUCAACGCUCUCAUCCAGCAGCUGGACAAAACACGAGGCAAGCCAAAAACCGUGCCGUACUUGGACGCCUCCAAAGUCCAAAGGCAGCUAGUUGCCUCCGUAACGGAUAGAUUUGAGAAACUCAUGGUGCAGAUGGUGAGGGAUUACCAUACCACGUGGAAAGGAGUGGUCAGUAGCAUGAAGGGGAACCCGGACUACGAGGACUUCAUCAUCUUGGAGGGAUCAAAAAAGGGCAGAAACAUGUUCACCAAGCACAUUGCACAGCUGAAACAGGAGCAGAUCAAGAGGAGGAGAGAGGAGUACCUCACCACGCUCCCCAAAACACUAAACAACCUCCUGAGUCGCUUAGAAGAGGUUGAGCACCUUACGUGGUCCGAGGCGCAGAGUGUGAUCCGGAACCGCUCCGACUUCCAGUGCUGGUUCGUGGUACUGGAGCAAACGCCGUGGGACGAGACGGACCACAUCGACAACAGCGAUCGGAGAAUACCCUUUGACCUUCUGAACACGCCUGACGGUGAGAGGAUCUACCACAACCAUGUCCAGCACCUGCUCUCCGAGAAGCGGAGGGUGGAGAUGAAGGAGCGGUUCAAGAAGACGUUGGAGCGGGUCCAUUUUAUCAGCGCGGGGCAGCCCUGGGAGGAGGUCAUGUGCUUCGUCAUGGAGGACGAAGCCUACAAGUACAUCACAGAAUCAGAUAGGCGGGAUGUUUACUGCCGACACCAGCAGGAAAUAGUUGAAAGGGCCAAAGAGGACUUUCAGGAAAUGCUGUUUGAACACGCCGAGCUGUUCUACGACUUGGAUCUCAACGCCACGCCGAGCUUUGACAAGAUGAGCGAAAUUCACGGCGUGUUAAACGAGGAGCCCAGGUACAGGGCCUUGCAGAAACUUGCCCCGGAUAGGGAGUCGCUCCUCCUCAAACACAUCGGCUUUGUCUACCACCCCACGAAGGAGACGUGCCUGAGCGGGCAGAACUGCGUGGACCUGAAAGUGGAGCAGGUUUUGGCCAACCGGCUGGUACAGCUCGACCACGGCCGCUCCAGUCUCUACUACAACGGCGCCAACAUCGAUAAGAUCAACCUCUGCCUCCUGGGAAGGGAAGGUCUCUCACAGGAACUGGCCAAUGAGAUUCGAGCUCAGUCCACAGACGACGAGUACACCCUGGAUGGCAAGAUUUAUGAACUGGAGCUUCUCCCUGUGGACGUCAACUCCACGCUGCUCUUCAGUCAUACGUGGGUCUCCACUUUCAAGCCGCACGGCUGCUUCUGUGUGUUCAAUUCCAUCGAGUCCCUCAACUGUAUUGGGGACUGCAUCGGCAGGAUCAGAGCCGAGAUUGCCCAGAGUCGGAGAGAGAGGUUCGCUCCGCCUCUACCUUUCAUCCUCAUCCUGGCCAACCAGAGGGACAGCGUUUGUAAAAACAUACCCAUCCUGCGGCACCAAGGCCAGCAGCUGGCAAACAAACUUCAGUGCACCUUCGUAGACAUCCCCUCCGGCGCCUUUCCGAGGAAGUUUACAGAGUUCCAAAUCAAGCAGGGCCUCCGAGCAGUGCUGGAGGGGCUCAAGCAGAACUUUGAUGUCCUGGCCCCGCUGCCCUCAAUCAAAGACAUGUCGGAGGCCGACCUGCGGAUAGUCAUGUGCGCCAUGUGUUGGGACCCCUUCAGCGUCGACCUCAUUCUCUCGCCUUUUCUGGAGUCGCACUGCUGCAGCGCCGGGCAGCCCGGCCAGAGCAACACGCUGGUGCUGGACAAGAUCAUCGGGGACAGCAGGAGGCGCAUUCAAGUCACCGUCCUCUCUUAUCACUCUGCCAUCGGCGUGCGCAAAGACGAGCUGGUGCACGGCUACAUCCUGGUCUAUUCGGCCAAGCGCAAGGCCUCAAUGGCGACCCUUCGUGCGUUCUUGGCAGAGGUCCAGGAUGUGAUCCCGGUCCAAAUGGUGGCCAUCACAGACAGCCAGGCAGACUUCUUUGAAAACGACGCCAUCAAGGAGCUGAUGACGGAAGGGGAGCACAUCGCCACGGAGAUUGCCGCCAAAUUCACAGCGCUUUACUCGCUAUCGCAGUACCACAGGCAGACUGAAGUAUUCACGCCCUUCUUCAACGAAGUGCUCGACAAAAAGCCAAACAUCGAGAGCUCCUUUUUAUUUGACAGCUCGUCGAGGGAGUGCACCACCGGUGCCAGUGAGGAGGUCUUCCAGACGUCCCCACAUAGCCACUCUCCGGCCUACAACACCUAUUACCCCGAAUCCGAUGAUGAAAACGAAGCCCCCCCACCUUAUAGUCCAAUAGGCGAUGAUGUUCAGCUUCUUCCCACACCCAGUGAACGGGCCAAGUACCGCAUCGACCUGGAGGGGAACGAGUAUCCCGUCCACAGCACACCGGUCGGCGACCACGAACGCAACCACAAAGUGCCUCCACCUGUCCGACCCAAACCCGCUCUUCCCAAGCCCAAUGUGAAAAAGUUGGACCCAAACUUGCUGAAAACUAUCGAAGCUGGAAUGCGAAGCAACCGCAGGACUCCGCGGGGGCCCAUGAUGCACGCCAACGACAUGGAGCCUUCAGACAACUAUGCAGACCCCGUGGACACCCUGCUGAGGACCCGGGGCUUCAACAGCGACGACAUUUACGCCGAGCCCGACGACACGCACGGCCGCCUCGUCAAAAUCCGAAACUCGUUCGGCCUCCACGGCGCAGGCGAGGAGGAGAACGGAUACGACCGCAAGUCUCAGGCUGCGCGCCGGCCUUCCAAAUACAAACACCGCUCCAAAAUCCUGUUCAGCAAGACGAAAGCCUACCAAAGACGCUUCCACUCGGACAGCGACGGAGAGGAGACGGGCCCCGCCACGCAAAAGAAGAAGAAGGGGAGGGCCCAUCGGGGCAGCGAGGAGGACCCCUUGUUGUCUCCCGCCGACCCCUGGAAGGGCGGCAUAGAUAACCCUGCCAUCAUGUCUGACCCCGAGCAGGAAGACAAGAAAAUGAAGAAGAAGAAGACGACCAAGACGCCAAAGGAACCGAAGAAGGCCAAGUCUUCUUCCAAGCCCCCCAAGCCACUGUACCCCCCCACGAGAAGAACCUGGGAGAGCAACUACUUUGGCGUUCCCCUGCAGAACCUGGUGACACCGGAGCGAGCCAUCCCACUCUUCAUUGAGAAGUGUGUGGACUACAUCGAGCGUACAGGUCUGACCACAGAAGGCUUGUACCGCGUCAGCGGUAACAAGACGGACCAGGACAACAUCCAGAAGCAGUUUGACCAAGAUCACAGCAUCGACUUUGUCGUGAUGGACGUGGCCGUCAACGCAGCCGCCGGAGCCCUCAAAGCUUUCUUCGCCGACCUGCCCGACCCGCUGAUCCCCUACAGUCUGCACCCAGAGCUGGUGGAGGCCGCAAAAAUCGUGGACUACAUCGAGCGCCUGCAGGUCCUGAGGGAGAUUGUGAAGAAGUUGCCCUCGGUCAACUACCAUGUCUUCAAAUACAUCAUCACGCACCUCAACAGGGUGAGUCAGCACAGCAAGACCACGCUGAUGACGGCAGACAACUUGUCCAUCUGCUUCUGGCCGACGCUGAUGAGACCCGACUUUGAGAACAAGGACACCUUGUCCACCACCAAGCUCAACCAGGCCGUCAUCGAGUCGUUCAUCGUGCAGAGUGACUACUUCUUCCACGGCGGCGAGGUGGCCGACAGCUCCAGCAGCGGCGGCACGCCCCCCCCGCGCUGCCACAACAUGGUGGAGGCGCUGCUGCCCCUUCAGCUGCCGCCCCCCCUGCAGCCCCAGCAGAUCCAGCACGCCCUGCCCCCCGAGCCCCUCAUCUGAGAGGCAUGCCGGCGGAGCGUGGUUUUUUUUUUUUUGUCGGCGGUGUCCGCAGGCGGGCUGUAAGGACACGUCAGACCCCGCCCGCGGCGCCCUCUGCCCCCGGACCGCAGAACUCCCAACAUGAAGCCACUUUGGAACCUUUUCUUUCUAGCAGCGUGAUUUAGCACAUAGCGGUGACGUGACAUCGUUAGCGGGGUCCGAUUCCGCGACCCCUCCCCCCCCACCCCAUGACACAGCACACGGCGUCAAGCUGACUCCGCCCUCUUUGCCACUUGCCCCCCCAACUGCGGUUUGUGAGCCGAAAUGACUUCCGUCUUCCUGCAGGUCUUCACAUUUCAGCAACGCUUAACCUUUGACCUCAGCUGAAGACUCCAUCAAUUGUAGAUAAUUUCAAUUUGGGGGGGGGGCAGCCCCCUUCCUCAAAGAAGAGCACAGUGUCAAAGGUCACACGUGACCCUUUCAUUUGUGUUUUUAUUAUUUAGACUUUUCUUUUUGAUAUAUUUCUAUGUCGUCUAAUUUCUUACCCUGUGUGUGUGUGUGUGUGUGUGUGUGUGUGUGUGUGUGUGUGUGCGUGUGUGCGUGUGCGCGCGUGCGUGUGUGUCUAUUCAAACCUUCUCCACAGAGAGAAGGUCGGAUUUAGGAGGGAAAAAAAAAAAAACGAUUUCAGCCCGUUUGCGUUCUCGCCUCCCGAUGCGUUUCUUUUGAAGGGACACGCCCCCCUGCCGAGGCACAUGAGCGAUGUAACCACUAGGUGGCGACUCGUUUGGGACGUCUGCAUGUUUUCAGUGAAAAAACACAAAAGAAACAAAAAACCGCUAGAAGGCGCAUUUAUUCCGUUGCAUCUCUCGUUCGGAAUGUUUGUUUUUUUUUUCAGUUUAAGGGGAACUUUUUUAUUUUGAACUUGAUAUCAUAUUUUCGGUUAAAUGUUUUUUUUUUUCCUAAAUAGAGGAAAAAGAAGUUUAUAUAAGAAUCUAAAUAUAUAAGAAUUUAUCAGCAGGAAUGUUGCUGAUGGACUCAAAUGUAACCGGGUACUGCUAGAAGCUAUGUGGGCGUGUGUGUGUGUGUGUGUGUGUGUGUGUGUGUGUGUGUGUGUGUGUGUGCGCGCAUGUGUGCCGUACCAAUAAGGAUGUUCAAGAAAACGGUUCAACAUAGACGAAAUCCCGACUGUCUUUGAACGCAGCACACUCCAAGUCUUACCGUGGUCCAUCAGGAUGAGAGGUUAGAAGUUGUUGAGAGAUUGUUGGGUGAGGUUGGAACGCUGGUAGCCCAUCGUGGCGGGAUCUGGCGGUGGGAAGAAAUGACCAGAUGGGAAUAACGCCAUGUUUGACUUUUUAAAGAGACAGAAAUGUGAAAGUGCUUCAACGGGUGACGCGUGUCAAGUCCUGUGUGACGUGAUGACCCCGGGACACCUGAGGCCACACUCGCGGUCACAUGACUUGUGUGGAUGUAUGACUCGCUGACCGACAGAGCAGGAAGUGACUUUGUGUGUGUGUGUGUGUGUGUGUGUGUGAAGAGCGCUGUGAAAGGUUGUGUAAAAGUUCUGCGUGCGUCCUCGCCGCUCAGUGGACAUCACUGACUGUUAGCAUGCUAACAAUCUGCUAGCUGUGACGUCACAUGGAAACAAACUUGUUGUUGGCUCAAGUGCACAAUCUCCAUCAUUGAAAUCGCAACUGAAUGUAACAAAGUAAGGUAGGGGUGUCCAAAGUGUGGACCGGGGACCAUUUUACCCCCCCUCAGAUGGUAUUUUUAUUGCUUCUCACCAUCUUCUUGCCAUGCUGUCACGUUUCAAUAGUGUAUAAUAUUAUCAUAAGCUCCAGUAAUGGCAGACCUGGUGGGGUGCCAGUGGAAAUUCUAUAUUAUUAUUAUUAUUUUUCCCCAACAUUUUCCUUAUUUUAUAAUGCAAAUGAUGCAUGGGAAUAUUGUAAAAAAUCCAAUGAUUGAGAUAUGCUAUUAGAUAUUAGGCUAAGAUGUGCCCCCAGCCCCCCAAAAUCAACAAUAGUUGUGUUUCUAUUCCCCAUGGGGGGGCCAGCUGGCUCUGCUUGUAGAAAACCAAGCCAAGACGUGGAUGAUCAGAUUAUUGACCUACAUUGGAUUUCUUUUAGCAUCUUUCAUGUACAGAAUGUAGCAUCCUUGGGUUUUUAUGUACGCGGCCCUCACUGGACACCCUGACGUAAGGGGGCGUGUAUUUCUAACAUUUAGACUGAUUGGAAUGCAGCCUGACACUCGUUGAACCAAUCAGACAGGAAGGCGUCAAAUGUGAUUGGUUGAAGGUCAUGCUGGCGAGGACGUGCGUCUGGAAUGAGAGUGAUGCGAGAGAGAGAUGUUUUUCUGAGCGACUAAAAAGGGACAAAAUAUUCAAAUUGGAACGCAGCCAGAAGGCCUUUAGAAGCUUUUUCGAUGCUGGACUGACUAGGAUGUAGACAAGACGCAAUGGGAAUGGAACGCGGCCAAGAGUUUUUGUGGAGCUUUGAGAAGGAGGCGUGUGCCGCUGCUAGCUAAUUGAAGAUAUGGCGCUAUUUGUGUAGUCUCCAUCAACUCAUGUCUGCCGCAAGUGUAAGAACCUCAACUGUAACAUAGUCAAGAAACCGGACGUUCUCCAUCGUUUCCUAAUAAAUUUCCCUUUUUUCCUA